GAAGAAGAAGAAGCUGUGCGUUUAUUUCAGGCUGCAGCUAUACCUCUGAUAUGCUUAAUUUAUUUACAACAUAACUGAAUGUUUUGGGGCUAACUGGCUAAUUCUUUUUUCGGUAUUUUAUAUAGUUUUCUUAUAAUUUGGUCAAAGAUUUGAAAGACUGAGUUAUUGCGUGUGUGUGUGUUCACAAUUAGCAAACUAGCUCUCUGCUAGCUACCAGCCUAGUAAUAAAUGGGCUAACGUUGAGGUCUACAGAGAAGAUAAAGAGUAAAACUUCUUCAUAUUUCUUCACUAAGCCGGGAGACGCGUUUUGGCUUUUUCUUCGGACAUCUGAGGAAGAUGGAGGCUCCUCCUGUCACUGUGAUGCCCAUUACCAGCGGCACCAUCAACAUGAUGGAGUAUUUGCUGCAAGGCAGUGUGUUAGAUUCGUCUCUGGAAAGCCUGUUACAUCGCCUGCGUGGUCUGUGUGACAACAUGGAGCCGGAGACUUUUACAGACCACGAGCUUGUGUACCUUUUGAAAGGCCAGCAGGGGAAUCCUUUCAUUCUGCGUGCCCGGCGAUCCCUCUCCCAUCCUACUGCCCCGUGGCACCUGCGCUAUUUGGGCCAACCUGAAGUAGGAGACAAGAGCCGCCACGCCCUGGUGCGUAACUGUGUGGACGUGGCUUGUUCUCACAGCCUUCCAGACUUCCUUAAUGAAAUGGGCUUCCGUAUGGACCACGAGUUUGUCACCAGCGGCCACAUAUUUCGCAAGGGAGCUAUGAAAGUCGUAGUGUGCAACGUGUCCCGCGUGCUUGUGCCUGGGAACACAGAGAACACGGAGCGAAUGUCCCUUUCACAUUUGGUGGAACUGAGUGUAUUGGCUCCUGCUGGCCAGGACACUGUGUCUGAAGACAUGCGGAGCUUUGCAGAGCAGCUUAAACCUCUGAUUCAUUUGGAGAAAAUUGACCCAAGCAAGCAAAGACAUUGAAAGUGUUCUAAAGUGAGGUUCUGUUAAAAGCUUCUGCUAUUCAUGAGCUUGGUAAUUAAACUCAUUGGGUUCUUUAAUUAGGAUACAUUUAAAACAGUCGGUCUUUGUAGACCGAACAUAAUAGUCCAAGAUGGACCAAUAAAGUAGUAAAGCACUGCUGUCUUAAGGCUUCAAUUUAUUUUGUUGUUUUAAAACGCAUCAAACUGCAAUUAAAUAUAUCUUCUCAAAAUCCAGAUUUUUGUCAAAAACAGCUUUAAGAUGUUAGAUGUUCUCUCAGAUUAGUUUUUAACCUCAAUCUCCCAGAAGCUAAUCUGGAUUCACGCUAAUUCAAGACACUAUCUAUCUCCUGUUGGUGAUACCUACCCUGAACUUAUCUACCUAGUUCACGUAGUUAGUCAUGUUUCUGUAGGUUUCUACUUCCACCAGUACCUGCUUUUAACAGAACUUCACUUAAAAAGUCCGACCGAGGCAUUUGUUUUGUCUUAGUCUUGUUUUGCAAAUAUUGUUGUCAAUGUUUUACUUUUAUACUUUUGUUACAGUAAAUAAAAUAAAUU
This is a messenger RNA of Cyprinodon variegatus (sheepshead minnow), 1520 nucleotides long. RefSeq names its product mediator complex subunit 18 (gene med18). NCBI's taxonomy places the organism in Eukaryota, Metazoa, Chordata, Actinopteri, Cyprinodontiformes, Cyprinodontidae. Gene Ontology annotation, molecular function: transcription coregulator activity. Gene Ontology annotation, biological process: termination of RNA polymerase II transcription; regulation of transcription by RNA polymerase II. The transcript has 3 exons. The coding region runs from base 337 to 966 and encodes 209 amino acids. The record is from RefSeq and is a predicted model, not a curated record. Gene Ontology annotation, cellular component: core mediator complex; mediator complex.